AUGUAUUCAGCCAACCGGUCUCAUCGAGCCGAAACAAGAAAUCGAACGAAGGAUGAAUUGCGGAAAGUUAUUAGCUCUAUAGAAAAAGUUAGAAAAUGGGAGAAGAAAUGGGUUCUUAUAAAGGACACUUCCAUCAAGAUACAGAAAUGGGUUCCUGUGACGGCACAAAUGAAUAUACCACCGCCAAAAAUUUCGAAACCUACAGUGGAUGAAGAUGCGAGUAACACCAUACAAUCAACGGAAGAGAAUUCUCAAGAUUCGAAUACUGGCACCAACGCACCACGAUUGGCUCGUUUUGGCGGGAACAUCAACGACGAUUCAAACACCGGUUUUUCCGAGGCCGGUUUUGAUUCGGAUUCGAAUCAAACAUUCGAACCACAGAACUAUCAACCAAGUACCGAACACGCAUCUACAGACUUCAGCGCUAUGCGUGAUGCUGAAAUGGGCAAUUAA
Messenger RNA from Necator americanus (New World hookworm), 453 nucleotides. RefSeq lists its product as uncharacterized. The transcript has 3 exons. Lineage: Eukaryota; Metazoa; Nematoda; Chromadorea; Rhabditida; Ancylostomatidae. Bases 1 to 453 code for a protein of 150 amino acids. The record is from RefSeq and is a predicted model, not a curated record.